Molecule: messenger RNA, 1596 nt
Organism: Erigeron canadensis
Lineage: Eukaryota; Viridiplantae; Streptophyta; Magnoliopsida; Asterales; Asteraceae
Product: sodium/hydrogen exchanger 4
Exons: 14
Coding region: 1-1596 (531 amino acids)
Biological process (GO): proton transmembrane transport; sodium ion transport; regulation of pH
Cellular component (GO): membrane
Molecular function (GO): sodium:proton antiporter activity
Source: RefSeq, a predicted model, not a curated record
AUGAAUCAGAAUUCAACAUUAUCAUUAUUAUUAAAUUCCGAUUAUGCGGUGGAGAGUGAACACAGUAGUAACGUGAUUCCGAUCACGUUAUUUAUAGCAGUACUUUGUUUGUGUUUAGUAGUCGGACACUUGAUUGAAGAAUAUCGAUGGAUUAACGAAUCCAUAACCGCUAUUCUCAUCGGGUGCAUUGUGGGAACUAUUAUCUUACUGACAACCAAGUGGAAAAGUUCUCGUCUUCUUAGAUUCAACGAAGAAUUGUUCUUUAUAUAUCUUCUUCCACCCAUAAUCUUCAAUGCUGGCUUCCAGGUUAAAAAGAAACAAUUCUUCCACAACUUUUUCCCUAUCAUGUUGUUUGGGGUUGCUGGUGUUCUCAUAUCAACAUCUAUCAUCGCAGCUGGUAGCUGGUGGCUGUUUCCCAAGUUAGGGUUCGAGGGUUUGUCUAUCAGCGAGUAUCUAUGUAUUGGGACCAUUUUCUCAUCAACAGACACUGUAUGUACAUUACAGGUUUUGAGCCAAGAUGAGACACCUUUGCUAUACAGCCUAGUCUUUGGUGAAGGAGUCGUAAAUGAUGCAACAUCGGUGGUUCUUUUCAACGCGGUUCAAAAUAUCAAUGCAGAUACAAUUAAUGGCGGGACAGCUCUUCGGAUUUUUCAACAUUUCUUAUAUCUUUUUGCUUCAAGCACACUUCUAGGAAUUGCAUCUGGGCUUGUGACAGCAUACAUUCUUAGAAGUCUAAACUUCGGCAGACAUUCAAGUGUACGAGAAAUUUCACUGAUGGUUCUAGUAGCAUACUUGUCUUAUAUGCUAGCAGAGCUAUUUGAACUCAGUGGGAUUCUGACUGUCUUUUUUACCGGGGUUUUGAUGUCUCACUAUUCAUGGCACAAUGUGACUGAAAGCUCAAGAAUCACCACCAGGUAUGCAUUUGCGACAUUGUCUUUCAUCGCUGAAACAUUUAUAUUCCUUUAUGUGGGAAUGGAUGCUCUGGACUAUGAGAAAUGGAAAGUGAGCAUGUUAAGUUUUUGGAUGAAAAUGGGAAUGUACAGCACUGUGAUGUUCUUGAUUUUGCUUGGCCGUGCUGCUUUUGUCUUUCCUCUUUCCGUUUUUUCUAAUUACAUGUACAAAAGUGGAGGAGAGUCAGCAAAGAUCUCAAGACAGCAACAGAUGGUGAUCUGGUGGGCUGGUUUGAUGAGGGGUGCUGUUUCUAUAGCCUUGGCAUUUAAACAGUUUACUUAUUCGGGUGUUACACUGGAUCCUACGAACGCUACAAUGAUCACCACCACCAUAGUGAUUGUGCUCUUCAGUACCAUUGUGUUCGGUUUCUUGACUAAACCGCUAGUUGACUAUCUGCUUCCUACGCCAACUAAUUCAAAUACCAAGAGGAACCCCCGUGAUCCCGGGUCUCCAAAAGAGGAUAUGACGCUGCCGUUGCUAUCUUUAGACAAAUCUGCUUCCGAGAAUCUGUCGAGAGCAAAGGAAAAUGUAUCAAUGUUAAUGGACAGGCCUGUUUACACCAUCCACUCCUACUGGAGGAGGUUUGACCAUGCUUACAUGAAACCUAUAUUCGGCGGUCCAUCUAGCAAUGAGUCCGCAUGUUAG